AUGGUCGUUUCACAUCCAAAUUCUGUCAGUCAUCCGCCUCUCGACGGAUCCCUGUUCCUCCCUGAAUUACUGGAAUUCAAUGCGCAAUAUAACUCGGACGUCGCAUUCUUUGUUUAUAACACACUUGGCAACAACGACCUGGUCUCCAUCUCACACCUAGACUUCUAUCGAGCUUGUCAUCGUGCUGCACAUGAAGUUAGACCGGAUCGUGCAGGCACAGACAAAGAGGUGACAGUAUUUGUGGGUAUCAUCUUCGCUGGGCUAGUCCCAUUCCCCAUGUCACCUCGUAGUUCAGCGGCGGCAGUCUUAAGCAUGAUGCAAGAAACAAAGUGUCGUCGCUUAGUUACCACUCAUCACUCUCUCGGUUCCCUGAUCGACGAAGUUAAAUCGGGUAGCGUAUCUCGUGGCACUGAAGCAAGCCAGCUGCAGUGUGAUGAGAUGCCAGCGCUGAAAGAUUUAUAUCCCACGCUUGGCACAGGUUCUCUAGACGAGGAUUUUCUCCCAUACCCUCCCAAAGCUUUUCGGGUUUCUCAGAACGAUAUAUUAUACUACCUACAUUCAUCUGGCAGCACUGGUUUCCCGAAAGCCAUUCCGACAACCAACCAGACUGUCAUCGACUGGUGCACAAGCCCAUGCAUUGUCGAUCACAUCGGCGUUCUCACCCCUUUUCGUAUCGCUGCUGCAUCCAUUCCAACGUUCCACACCUCGGGCGUGGUGGUCCAAGUGCUAAUACCUAUUGUGUCCUUGAGCAGUGUAUCUAUUUACCCGCCCACGUCUUUCCACGACCCAUCAGCGGCCCCUUUAACACCCAAUUCCCAAAAUAUCCUAGAGUCAGUGCUUAAGACCAGAUCGAAUGCUUUGUGGGUCAUGCCUUUCUUCCUGGAGCAAUUGGCGUUUUCUCCCAAUACUAUUAAUAUUUUGAAGAAUCUUGAAUAUGUUCUCUAUACCGGCGGUCCACUCGCCUCUAAGACGGGAAAUGCCCUGGUGGAUGCAGGAAUCAAUCUCUUCCCUAUUUACGGCUCUACAGAAAUUGGGCCCGUCACUCCUAUAUUCCGGGAUGGGAUCGAGAAAAAGCUUUGGGACUGGCUGCGCUUUAUUCCAAACAUCAAGACCAGAUGGGUUCAUCAGGAUGAUGAAACAUAUGAAUGCCAAAUUUUGACAACUCCGAUGUACCGAGUGUCAGUAGAGAAUCUCCCGGACGUCAAGGGUUAUGCCACUUCAGAUUUAUUUAUCAAGCAUCCAACGAUCGAGGGUCUGUGGAAGAUCUCAGGAAGGAAGGAUGAUGUAUUGAUACUUUCGUUCGGGGAGAAAGUAGUACCAGCUCCCAUGGAAUGCAUCAUCGGAACCAACCCAUAUGUGAACGGCGCCGUCAUCUUUGGCCGUGGACGUAGCCACGUUGGCGUUCUCAUAGAGCCACGAGCGGGUCAUGAAAUCGACAUCAACGACGAGGUACGGGUUUCGGAGUUCAGGAAUCGAGUUUGGCCCGAGAUAGAGGAAGCGAACAAGACGGGCCCUGCCUUCAGCAGAAUCUUCAAGGAAAUGGUUCUUGUGACGUGCAGGGAAAAGCCCAUGCCUCGAGCUGGAAAAGGGACCAUCGCUAAGAAAGCCGCUAGCCGAAUAUACGAAGAGGAGAUCAAUGCCCUAUACGACAAGGUGGAGGGCGGAAGAACAGGCAUCGUUGUGCCUUUACCCACGAACUGGACUGUGGAGGACGUUGAGAGUUGGCUUAUGCUCCUUGCCGUUUCUGUGAACGCUGGCAAGGCGGUCGAUCCUGACACAGACUUCUUUGCUCAAGGCUUUGACAGUCUUUCUGCGACAUUCCUCAGAAGCCAAAUCAUCAGUUCUCUCAGGUCGUCAUCAGAUCGCAACGUCCAGGCUUCAGCACCCCAAAUUCAUCAGAACUUCAUCUUUUUAAGCCCUUCGAUUCGCCAGCUCGCAAGAAGCAUCCUCCAUGCAGUAUUGCAUGGGAACAGUCCAACCUCGGUCGAUCUCAAGGUUGAGCUCCAGAGCAUGAUCGAGAAGUAUUCGGUGGGGUUCGAUGGAGAUUCUGUCAGAAAUGCCUCCACCACACUUGUUAAUAGACGCAGUCGAAGCAACCAUGUGGUCAUCCUGACUGGUUCCACGGGCGGCCUUGGUUCAUACCUGCUUGCAUCUUUGCUACAGCGCGAGGACGUGUCAGUGGUAUAUGCCUUCAAUCGUUCGUCUACAGGCGCUGCAUCCAUUCAAGAACGACAGAAGAAUGGAUUCGACGACCGUGGCUUGGAUGUCACCCUCCUGCAGUCAGAGAAAUUGUUGUAUAUAGAAACGGAUACUUCUAGUGAUGACCUGGGUUUGGAAAAGGAGUUGUAUCAGAAGAUCUGCACAUCCGUCACUGUCAUCAUUCACAACGCCUGGCCACUCAACUUUAACCUGGCGCUGUCGUCCUUCGAGCCUCAAGUUCGGGGAACACGCAAUCUCAUAAUCCUGGCUCUAUCUUCUCUGUGGCAUCCGAGGCCGCAUUUUUUAUUCACCUCUUCUGUCUCAACUGCGCAAAACUGGGAUAAGUCGAAAGGACCUUUCCCAGAAGAAGUACAGUACGACGCGAGCGUCGCAGAAGGCCUUGGGUAUGGCGCGAGCAAAUACGUUUGUGAAAUGGUCCUCGUGAACAGUAACUUGCCAGCAUCCCUAUUCAGAAUCGGACAAAUAGCGGGAGGACCUCCACGAGGAGCUUGGUCGACAACGGACUGGUUGCCGAUCAUCGUCAAGUCGAGUGUAAGUUUGGGUGUAUUCCCGGAAGCCCGAGGGCUCCUGUCGUGGAUUCCUACUCACGCCGUAUCAAACGCCAUUCUUGAUGUGGCUUUCGCAGAAGAAGAGCCUUCUAUCGCGGUGAAUCUGGUACAUCCGAGACCGGUAGCGUGGGGGGCGCUGAUGCGACCUGUUGCGGACGCCAUCUUUGAGCGCAGGAUCACAAGCGUCCCGCUUCCUCUCAUCCCAUUCUCGGAGUGGUUUGAAAAGGUCGAAUUGGGUGCCAAGAACGCAAGCGAGGCAAAUAUCAAACGCAUCCCUGCUAUCAAGCUUCUCGACUUUAUGCGUUUGAUGUCUCGAUCGGAUAUCGCAAUCAGAGCGUCUGGGGAGAUGUACUCAGAAGUAGGUGGUUUUGCCUCGUUCGCGACUGAUGUGGCCCAGUGUGUCAGUCUGACGGUGAAAGAGUUGGAGCCUCUGUCAUCGGCGACUGCAAUGCAAUGGGUAGACUAUUGGGAGGCGGUGGGAAUGUUUCGAUGAAUGAUUGCUUUAAGUUUGGAUCCUGUUGGGCCAUUCAUAUUUCUAGAUUUUUUGAGACGACACUGUACAACAGAUAUGCAGAGGAGCGUUUGGC
This is a messenger RNA of Suillus subaureus, 3355 nucleotides long. RefSeq lists its product as uncharacterized. NCBI's taxonomy places the organism in Eukaryota, Fungi, Basidiomycota, Agaricomycetes, Boletales, Suillaceae. Bases 1 to 3261 code for a protein of 1086 amino acids. The transcript has 14 exons. The record is from RefSeq and is a predicted model, not a curated record.